UUCUCUGUUUACUCAAACGGAGGAGCCAACAGGACUUCUUCUAUUUAUGGGUACACCUGUCGGAGGUAGUAAACGAAUGUGUCGCACGACUGAUGACUUCAUGGCCCUUGAAGUGGAUGGUGGUUAUGUAAGGCUCACAAUGGAUCUUGGGGCUGGUCCACACACUAUUGAGUGCAAUAAGUUGUAUAUUGCUGAUGGUGUUUGGACUAAGAUCACUAUUGAAAGAACAGGCAAGUUGGUGAAGUUAUAUGUGGAUCGAGAAGAAAUGCAAGGUGAACCAGUGGAGGAAGUAUUACCUGGCAAGUAUUCUGUCUUCAAUCUUGAUCCCAAAGUGUCAAAAAUCUAUGUUGGUGGAAUUCCUGCUGGUACUCAGGUUAACAGGGCCAUCCUUAGCACUUCAUUCUAUGGCAAGAUGGAAGACCUUCGUCUUAAUGAUCAACCUAUCGGAUUGUGGAAUUUCAAAAUGGAUGGAACCAACAACAAUCAGCAACGAGGUGCUUUGGAAAGGUUAGAGAAUGCUUAUGAUGUGAAUUCUGUUAAAAAAGGAGGGUUUAGUUCACAUAAUGUUGCAAAAAAUUCUGCAUAAUGUCAUCAACUUUAUGGUAGGAGUACUUAUUGUAGAAAAUGUGCCAAAUACUGUAUAAAUACUUGGUUGUUUUUACUAAACUGGCUGUUUCAAACUAGGGUGACCUAUAAGAGGAAACAUUCAUCAUCAUUCAUUCAUUAGCAGUCUUGUCAGAAAUGCACACACAUUAGAAUUAAAAUAACUCCGAACUGCAACAUCUUAUCUCAUCCUUCAGAGAAUAGGCACUUCUUUCCACCUCCAGGACUUGGGUCUGGCUAAGUGAUUUUCUGGUUACAUGUAUUAACAGCCUGUUAUUACAGAAGUCAAUAUCACUUACCUUCUGUGACUUGCAAUCAGUGUAACAAGCACUAUUUGAUGCAAUGAUGAUGUGAGAAUCUUGGUUGUCGAAUUUAAUUCA
Cherax quadricarinatus is the source of this 983-nucleotide messenger RNA. Lineage: Eukaryota; Metazoa; Arthropoda; Malacostraca; Decapoda; Parastacidae. The record is from RefSeq and is a predicted model, not a curated record.